AUGAAACCAUCCCAUAGCCUCGCACUUCCUAAGACCAUUACCCUGAGCCACGACCCACAAGCUCUCUUUGAGCAAACGCCCUGCUCCUCGCUUACUGAUUUGGGGUUGAUGCCAUUCACCAAAUGGUCCAACAUGGGUAGUAAGACUGAGACCGGCAGUGCAGGUGAAGGCACUUUCACCCUUCUCGCUUACCGACCAGCCCCCUCCACGGAACCUUAUAUGUCUCGCGUCAAGGGUUGGGGGGACAGUAUAGACUCCAACAACGUUCCUCUUGGCCGGCGCCACCAGACCGGCAAGCCUAACAAAGUCUCCAAGAAUAAAUCAAAGCACCAGCUAGGUGGCUCUCGUGGAAGCAAUGAAAGUAUCUUCCAGCACCAUGUGAACCGCAUGCGCGAGAACCGUGGACCAGAAUUCAACGUCAAAGGAGCGGCUUCUCACCCAACCGAAGGACAGGGCUGCAGUAAAGAAGGUGACUACGGUCAAGCUGAGCAUGAAGUUGAACGAGCCACCUCAACCCAGAACGAGAAGGAUCAAGGUAAAUCUGGUGACGGCCAUCCCGUCUCCAACUCCCAUCUCUUGUAUGGCGCUGGGGGUCAGACUCGUCCCUCUAGAUAUCUGAAAGAACGUCCGAGCACUCGCUAUUUCGAUCACGGCAAUACGCGAUACUUUGGCAAUGGCUAUCAAUCUUAUCGCCCAAACCUCAACAAAGAUCACACCCGCUCCCGCUCCUUAGAUCGUGCGGAACUUCCGGCUCGUGGUCAGUUUGAUAACCCUAGCAGCGCCGAUAGCGAGUACUGUCGCUAA
This is a messenger RNA of Lindgomyces ingoldianus, 804 nucleotides long. RefSeq lists its product as uncharacterized. NCBI's taxonomy places the organism in Eukaryota, Fungi, Ascomycota, Dothideomycetes, Pleosporales, Lindgomycetaceae. Bases 1 to 804 code for a protein of 267 amino acids. The transcript is spliced from 5 exons. The record is from RefSeq and is a predicted model, not a curated record.